AUGAAGUUCAUGAAAAUUGGGUCGAAGCCAGAUUCGAUCAAAACCGAUGGGAACAAUGUCAGAUACGUUGAAAAUGAACUGGCUAGUGACAUUACUGUCAAUGUUGAAGGAUCAAGAUUUUGUUUGCAUAAGUUUCCUCUUCUUUCUAAGUGUGCCUGCCUGCAAAAGUUGCUCUCAAGCACGGACAAGACCAAUACCGACGAGGUUGAUAUCUCUGGUAUUCCCGGUGGUCCAACAGCAUUCGAGACGUGUGCUAAAUUCUGUUACGGUAUGACAGUAACUCUAAGUGCCUACAACGUUGUGGCCACAAGAUGUGCAGCUGAGUAUCUUGGAAUGCACGAGACGGUCGAGAAAGGAAACCUCAUCUACAAGAUUGAUGUGUUUCUAAACUCGAGUCUCUUCCGUAGCUGGAAAGACUCCAUCAUUGUUCUUCAGACCACCAAACCGUUCUUACCGCUCUCUGAGGAUCUCAAGUUGAUUAGUCUCUGCAUUGAUGCCAUAGCCAGUAAGGCCUGUGUCGAUGUUUCCCAUGUCGAGUGGUCUUAUACUUACAAUAGAAAGAAGCUAGGUGAAGAAAACAGCGGUGCAGAUCAAAUCAGGACUCGAGAAGUUCCAAAUGAUUGGUGGGUCGAGGAUUUGUGUGAACUAGAGAUCGAUUUUUACAAAAGGGUUAUAAUGAACAUCAAAACCAAAGGUAUACUUGGCGGAGAAGUGAUUGGAGAAGCUUUGAAAGCUUAUGGUUAUAGAAGAUUAUCAGGUUUCAACAAAGGCGUGAUGGAACAAGGAGAUUUGAUGAAGCAUAAGACAGUCAUCGAGACACUUGUUUGGUUGUUACCAGAUGAGAAAGACAGCGUCUCUUGCGGUUUCUUGCUUAAACUGUUGAAAGCAGUCAAUAUGUUGAAUUCUGGAGAGAUGGUGAAGGAACAGCUUAUAAAAAGAAUAGGACAACAACUCGAAGAGGCUUCUGUAGCCGAACUCUUGAUAAAAUCGCAUCAAGGAAACGAAACAUUGUACGAUGUGGACUUAGUGAAGAAGAUAGUUCUGGAAUUCAUGACAAGAGAUCAAAACAGUGAGAUAGAGAUUCAAGAUGAUGAAGACAAGUUUGAAGUUCAGGAGAUAAAGAAAUUUCCCGGAAUUUUAUCCGAAGCUUCAAAGCUGAUGGUGGCAAAACUGAUUGAUAGCUACCUUACUGAAAUUGCAAAGGAUCCGAAUCUUUCUGCAUCUAAAUUCAUCGAUCUUGCUGAGGUUGUUUCUAGCAUCUCAAGGCCUGCACAUGAUGGACUCUACCGUGCUAUUGACAUGUACCUUAAGGAACAUGCAGGAAUCACAAAGGGAGAGAAGAAAAAGAUGUGCAAGCUGAUGGAUUGUCGGAAAUUGUCGGUAGAAGCGUGUAUGCACGCAGUGCAAAACGACAGGCUUCCACUUCGUGUGGUGGUCCAAGUACUUUUCUUUGAACAAGUGAGAGCGGCGGCUUCGUCUGGAAGUAGCACACCUGAUUUGCCCAAAGGGAUGAUAAGGGAACUACGCAGCUGCGGGACAUAUGGGAGCUCAAGAUCAGUGCCAACGGUAAUGGAAGACGAAUGGGAUGCGGUUGCAACGGAAGAGGAGAUGAGAGCAUUGAAGAGCGAGAUAGCUGCGCUGAAACUGCAGGAAGAGAGUGGGAGGAAGAGCAUGGACAGAGCGACGGUCACGGCGUUGAGCAAAGUGAAAAGCUUGAUAAAGUCAAAGAAGAUAUUUGGUAAGAAGUUGCAGUUGCAUAGCAAAGGAGGAGAGAAGAGCAAUGGAGGUGGUGGUGGUGGGUCGGAUUCUUCUGAGAGUCUUGGUUCUAUGAACGCUGAUGAAGAAGCGGCCAAAACUGGGACGCCUUCGAGAAAUCUGACUAGGAGGGUUUCUGUUUCUUGA
Eutrema salsugineum is the source of this 1902-nucleotide messenger RNA. RefSeq names its product BTB/POZ domain-containing protein NPY2. Bases 1 to 1902 code for a protein of 633 amino acids. NCBI's taxonomy places the organism in Eukaryota, Viridiplantae, Streptophyta, Magnoliopsida, Brassicales, Brassicaceae. The record is from RefSeq and is a predicted model, not a curated record. The transcript is spliced from 4 exons. Gene Ontology annotation, molecular function: protein binding.